AUGUCGAAGAAGACCGACGGGCCAGCCCCAGACUCCGCAGAAGGAUAUGAUGCCUCCCUCCUCCCCGACUUCGACCACGAGUUCGUCUCCGACGCCGACCUAGCAGCGUUCGCCAACGCCCUCUCGGCGCCCGAUCCAAGUCCCAGCUCCGAAGACCUGACUCUCCUUUCACCGCAACUACACUCACCGACAACAAACAGGAAUAGCUUCGAUAGUUCGAGAAGGGAGAGCGCGGUUGUGAGUCGGAGGGACAGCGUGAUCGGGGGAGACGGAGCGAGGAGCAGGGAGAGUCUGUUUAUCACGGCGCAGAAUGAUUGGGCGCCUGUGACGCCCAAGCGGUGGCGGAAACGGGACAGCAGGAGGGGGAAAGGAGGGAGGUCUUCGAAAGGGAAGGAAAAGGAGAAGGGGAAGACUGGGGGCGGGGGGAGGAGGAGCAGGGAUGAGACGAGAGAGGGGUAUCUGUAUACGUUGCUGAAAUGGCCGUUCCUAGGUGUUGUAGGAGCGUGGGUCGUGGGCCUGGGCAUCAGCUAUCUGUUCACGCGGUUGUAUAUUUGGCUCUAUGAGCACUUUGUUGCGUGGCGGGGGAAGAGGGAGCGUAUACGGCAGAAGCUUCAUGCUACGAGUAAUUACUCGGAUUGGGUCAUGGAGGCGAAGGAGCUGGAUACGUUUCUGGGGAACGAUAAGUGGAAGGAUAUGGACGAGUUUGCGUACUAUGAUUCGAAGACUGUUAGGAGGGUCUUGGAUCAGAUUAGGAAGUGUAGGAGGAAGAUUGAGCAGGAGGAGAGUAGUAGUAAGAUAGGGAUGGGAAAUGGGAACUCGGGCCCUUCGAAAGCGGUGGACGACUUGAAAGCCCUGAUUGAGGCGUGUGUGAAGAACAAUUUUGUGGGGGUGGAGAAUUCGAGGUUAUAUUCUCAAACUUAUUACGGGACGAAGAACCUGGUUCAGGAAUUUGUUGACGAAGUCGAAAAAGGCCUGACGAUACUCGUCAACACGGACAAACUCCUUCCGGAUGAGAAGAGAACGCUGUUCAAACGUUUGCAUACAAACUACGGCCGAACAGCACUUUGUUUAUCCGGGGGAGCGUCAUUUGCAUAUUACCACUUUGGUGUGGUGAAAGCCCUCCUGGACGCAGAUCUAUUACCGGAAGUUAUCACAGGAACUUCUGGUGGAGCGUUGAUUGCUGCACUGGUAGCGACAAGGACGAAUGACGAGCUCAAAAAGUUGCUCGUUCCAGCACUAGCAGGGAGAAUCAAUGCCUGCUCAGAGCCUUUCACCGUUUGGGCGCCAAGAUGGUGGAAAACAGGUGCCAGAUUCGAUUCGCUGGAUUGGGCUAAGAGAUGCAGUUGGUUCACAAGAGGGAGCAUGACUUUCCGAGAGGCAUAUGAGAGGACAGGGAGAAUACUCAACGUCUCUUGUGUCCCUGCUGAUCCUCAUUCUCCAACUAUUCUAACAAACUACCUGACAGCCCCUGACUGUGUCAUUUGGUCAGCAGUCUUAGCAUCAGCCGCGGUACCGGGUAUCUUGAAUCCGGUGGUGCUAAUGAUGAAGACUCGAGAUGGAAGCCUCGUUCCCUACUCCUUCGGCCAUAAAUGGAAAGACGGCAGUCUCCGUACCGAUAUCCCACUCAAAGCACUCAACCUCCACUUCAACGUCAACUUCAGCAUCGUCUCACAAGUCAACCCACACAUCAACCUCUUUUUCUUCUCCUCCCGCGGUUCGGUCGGACAGCCAGUCACCCACAGACGAGGACGCGGCUGGCGAGGCGGGUUCUUAGGAAGUGCUACCGAGCAAUACCUCAAACUCGAUCUCAACAAAUGGCUUAAAGUGGUCCGGCAUCUCGAGCUUUUACCUCGACCUUUGGGGCAGGACUGGAGCGAGAUCUGGCUGCAGCAAUUUUCAGGCACAAUCACCAUCUGGCCGCGCUCCAUCAUCUCUGAUUUCUGGCGGAUACUAAGUGAUCCCAACCCGAAGCAACUAGCUAGGAUGCUCCACGUCGGCCAACAGAGCGCGUUCCCGAAACUCAAAUUCCUUGCCAAUCGCCUGAAAAUCGAAAGAGUCAUAGAGAGAGGGAGGCGGGAAACUCGAGUUGGGGUCAGAAGGGGAAGCAUCGAGAGUAUCCUCAGUGAAGACGAUAUGCGGAGCUUGCUGCGGCACAGCGAAGAGAAUACGGAGAACGCGACGGCGACGGAGGAGGAUACCGAUGCUGUGACUACCGGGGAUGAGUUUGAGGAUGCGGUGAUGGAAAGGGAGGAGUUGUUAGAUAAGGAGAGGAUGGAAUAG
This is a messenger RNA of Hyaloscypha bicolor E, 2280 nucleotides long. RefSeq names its product FabD/lysophospholipase-like protein. NCBI's taxonomy places the organism in Eukaryota, Fungi, Ascomycota, Leotiomycetes, Helotiales, Hyaloscyphaceae. The coding region runs from base 1 to 2280 and encodes 759 amino acids. The transcript has 2 exons. Gene Ontology annotation, molecular function: triacylglycerol lipase activity. The record is from RefSeq and is a predicted model, not a curated record. Gene Ontology annotation, biological process: lipid metabolic process.